CAUAAAUGGUUGUAAUGCUCAUCAUUUCCUUCCAUCAAUCCGCCCAAAUAAACCCUUUUCUUCUCCAUCACUAAUGGCUCAAGAAUCGCUGUCCUCUAAUGGCAGCCCCGAUUGUAGUCCAAGAAAGGCCAGAAAUGGCCUCAAACCCCACAGCAAAGACAAGAAGAACCCUUACUCCGACCGUGGCCUCGACAAAUUCUCUGCUCUUUUAACCGAUCUUGAGGAGAAAAGGAAGAGAAUUUACGCUCAAACUGACCCAGAAAACAUUGUUUUGGUCCGUUUUGCUUACAAGAAUUCAGAUGAGUGUGUUCCUGUGGUUGUGAAACAGAAGGACAAGAAAGAGGAGAAGCGUGUGAAUGAUAUCAAACCAGCAAUAACCCAGAAGCAGCCCGACAAGAAGAGCCUCGUACGAGUGAGAACUUUGAGGAAAUUGAGGAAACCAGGUUAUUAUGUUACAGCUAUGGUGAUUUUGAUUCUGGUUUUGUUGUGUGUUUUUGGGAGAUCGGUGGCGAUUAUGUGCACUUGUGUGGCUUGGUAUUUGGUCCCUGUUUUGAAACAGAGUUGGUCGAGAUCAAGAACAUCAAUGAAACGAAAGGAGUAUGCAAGGAUUUUGACUCGAAAUAACAAGUGUGAACAACCAAUUUGAUCUUUGGUUGUGGGUAAGAUUGUUUAGUUUGUUGUUUUUGUUUGAUGUUUGAUGGGGUUGGAUUUGAAAUUGGAUUCGACUUCGAUGAACAGUGGGUAAUGUAAAUUAAGUAGAGGGGGUAGUUAGGGAGUGAAAUGUGUUAAUUACAAUCACAUUUAGGUUCUAAUUAAGCUUUAUGAACAUUAAUGAUUCUUCUACCAAAUGGAAGGUUGGGCGUUGGAGUAUGACUUUU
Cucurbita pepo subsp. pepo (vegetable marrow) is the source of this 878-nucleotide messenger RNA. RefSeq lists its product as uncharacterized. Lineage: Eukaryota; Viridiplantae; Streptophyta; Magnoliopsida; Cucurbitales; Cucurbitaceae. The record is from RefSeq and is a predicted model, not a curated record.